Molecule: messenger RNA, 9115 nt
Organism: Drosophila gunungcola (fruit fly)
Lineage: Eukaryota; Metazoa; Arthropoda; Insecta; Diptera; Drosophilidae
Gene: Khc-73
Product: kinesin-like protein KIF13A
Biological process (GO): cytoskeleton-dependent intracellular transport; microtubule-based movement
Cellular component (GO): microtubule; kinesin complex
Molecular function (GO): microtubule motor activity; ATP hydrolysis activity; ATP binding
Source: RefSeq, a predicted model, not a curated record
CUACUCCGAUAGUCGCAAAACAAAUCGAUGACUCCUCACCACUAGUAAAAAUUGCUAGGAAAAACGAAAACGCGAAAAAUGAAAACGCAAUACAAAAAAGCAAAAUUGAAGUGAAACCAAGUGCAACAACGACGGAGCAAAAGAUUGCGUGCACACAACUCCCGCGAGGACGACAAAACAACCAGCAACUAAACAUAAUAAAAAGUAGCCACCCAGCAGAAGGAGAAGGAGCUAACCACGCCCCCGCCCCCCGCGAGUGGUGCCGGAAUCAACGCACGCCCCACCCACCCGCAUCCCGCACUCCAAGUCCAUCUGAAGCAUCCGCAACAUCCGCAUCCGCGAUGUCAAGUGAUAAGAUCAAAGUCGCCGUAAGGGUGCGACCCUUCAAUCGUCGUGAAAUCGAACUGGGUACAAAAUGUAUCGUGGAAAUGGAAAAACAGCAGACGAUACUCCAGAAUCCGCCACCACUGGAGAAAAUCGAAAGAAAACAACCAAAGACAUUUGCAUUCGAUCACUGUUUUUACUCAUUAAACCCCGAGGACGACAACUUUGCGUCCCAGGAGACAGUGUUCGAUUGCGUGGGACGUGGAAUUCUGGAUAAUGCAUUCCAGGGCUAUAAUGCAUGCAUAUUCGCAUACGGCCAGACAGGCUCUGGCAAGUCCUACACAAUGAUGGGCUCCCAGGAGAGCAAGGGCAUCAUUCCACGGCUGUGCGACAAGCUCUUCUCGGCCAUAGCCAACAAGUCCACGCCGGAGCUGAUGUACAAGGUGGAGGUGUCCUACAUGGAGAUUUACAACGAGAAGGUCCACGAUCUGCUCGACCCCAAGCCGAACAAGCAGUCGCUUAAGGUGCGCGAGCACAAUGUCAUGGGUCCCUACGUUGAUGGACUGUCGCAGCUGGCCGUGACAUCCUACCAGGACAUCGACAACCUCAUGACCGAGGGCAACAAGUCGCGAACAGUGGCGGCCACCAACAUGAACGCCGAGUCGUCGCGCUCCCAUGCCGUCUUCUCGGUGGUCCUCACCCAGAUACUCACGGAUCAGGCGACUGGCGUCAGUGGCGAGAAGGUGUCCCGCAUGUCCCUGGUGGAUUUGGCUGGCUCCGAGCGGGCCGUGAAAACGGGAGCCGUUGGCGAUCGUCUCAAGGAGGGUUCCAACAUCAACAAAUCUCUAACAACGCUGGGUCUGGUCAUCUCCAAGCUGGCCGACCAAUCGAAUGGCAAGAAGAGCGGCAACGACAAGUUCGUGCCCUACCGCGACUCCGUUCUCACCUGGCUACUAAAAGAUAAUCUGGGCGGAAACUCCAGAACCGUGAUGGUGGCCACCAUUUCACCCUCGGCGGACAACUACGAGGAGACGCUGUCUACGCUGCGCUAUGCGGAUCGGGCCAAGCGCAUUGUGAACCAUGCUGUGGUCAACGAAGAUCCCAACGCGCGCAUCAUUCGCGAGCUGCGGCACGAGGUGGAGACGCUCAGGAGUAUGCUAAAGCAUGCCACUGGGUCGCCGGUGGGCGAUGUGCAGGACAAGCUGGCCGAGAGCGAGAACCUGAUGAAGCAGAUCUCGCAGACCUGGGAGGAGAAGCUGGUCAAGACGGAGCGCAUCCAGAACGAGCGGCAGCAGGCGCUCGAGAAGAUGGGCAUCAGUGUGCAGGCCAGCGGCAUCAAGGUGGAGAAGAACAAGUACUACUUGGUCAAUUUGAAUGCCGAUCCGUCCCUCAACGAGCUCCUGGUCUACUACCUUAAGGAACGCACACUGAUUGGCGGACGCAGCAUCAGUGGCCAGCAGCCGGAUAUCCAACUGUCUGGUCUGGGCAUCCAGCCCGAGCACUGUGUGAUCACCAUCGAGGACAGUGGCCUGUACCUGGAGCCUGUGCAGGGGGCACGUUGCUUUGUCAACGGAUCGGCGGCUGUGGAGAGGAUUCCGCUGCAGAACGGCGACCGUAUCCUGUGGGGCAACCACCAUUUCUUCCGCGUCAACUCGCCGAAGAGCAACAACACGAGUAUGUGCGCCUCGGAGCCUCAGACGCCGGCGCAACUGAUUGAUUACAAUUUCGCACGCGAUGAGAUUAUGCAGAACGAGCUGAGCAACGACCCCAUCCAGACGGCCAUUGCUCGGCUGGAGCGGCAGCACGAGGAAGAUAAGCAGGUGGCGCUGGAGAAGCAGCGGCAGGAGUACGAACGUCAGUUCCAGCAGCUGCGCAACAUUCUCUCGCCCAGCACGCCGUAUGCUCCAUAUGCCCCCUACGAUCCGCUGCGCAUGGGCAAGAUAACACCGAAUACUCCUACUUCGCAGAUGCGAGUGGAAAAGUGGGCGCAGGAACGAGACGAGAUGUUCCGGCGCAGUUUGGGUCAGCUGAAAACGGACAUUAUGCGGGCCAACUCGCUAGUGCAGGAGGCCAACUUCCUGGCCGAGGAAAUGGAGAAGAAGACCAAGUUCUCAGUCACCCUGCAGAUACCGCCGGCCAAUCUGAGUCCCAACAGGCGGCGCGGGGCCUUUGUCAGCGAGCCCGCCAUUCUGGUGAAGCGCACAAACUCCGGCAGCCAGAUCUGGACCAUGGAGAAGCUGGAGAACAAGCUGAUCGACAUGCGCGAGAUGUACCAGGAUCACAAGGAGCGCGUUUUGAACGGACUGGACGAGGACAGUGCCAAGCCGCAGGAUCCGUUCUACGAGUCGCAGGAGAACCACAAUCUUAUUGGCGUGGCCAAUAUAUUCCUGGAGGUUCUCUUCCACGACGUCAAGCUGGACUACCACACACCGAUCAUCAGUCAGCAGGGUGAGGUGGCCGGUCGGUUGCAGGUGGAGAUCGAGCGCAUUGCCGGACAGAUGCCGCAGGAUCGCAUGUGCGAGUCGGUAUCCGAGUCGUCGGGCGAUUCGCGGGAUGAGUACGACGACCCGGUGGAUGCCACUUCCAAUCAAAUCACCUGCCGUGUGACCAUCAAGUGCGCCAGUGGCCUGCCCUUGUCGCUCUCCAACUUCGUCUUUUGCCAGUACACUUUCUGGGGCCACCAGGAGAUGGUGGUGCCUGUCAUCAAUGCCGAGUCCACGGCCCACGACCAGAACAUGGUCUUCAAGUUCGAGCACACGCAGGACUUUACGGUGACCAUCAACGAGGAGUUCCUGGAGCACUGCAUCGAGGGGGCGCUGUCCAUCGAGGUGUGGGGCCAUCGCAGUGCCGGCUUCUCCAGGACCAAGGGCUGGGAGGUGGAGCAGCAGCAGGCCAAGGCGCGAUCCCUGGUCGAUCGCUGGGCGGAGCUGUCGCGCAAGAUCGAGCUCUGGGUGGAGAUCCACGAGCUGAACGACAACGGCGAGUACUCGCCGGUGGAGGUGACCAACCGCAACGAGGUCCUCACCGGCGGCAUCUACCAGUUGCGCCAGGGUCAGCAGCGGCGGGUGAAUGUGCGCGUCAAGCCGGUCCAGAACUCGGGCACCCUGCCCAUCAUUUGCCAGUCGAUCGUGAACGUGGCCAUUGGCAGUGUGACGGUGCGGUCGCGGCUGCAGCGACCGCUGGAUUCGUACCAGGAGGAGGAUCUCACAGUGCUGCGGGAGAAGUGGAGCGAGGCGCUGGGUCGCCGGCGCCAGUACCUGGACCAGCAGAUCCAGAUGCUGAUCAAGAAGGAGGAGAAGAACGAGCAGGAGCGCGAGCGCGAGCUGAGCCUGGUGCACCAGUGGGUCUCGCUGACGGAGGAGCGCAACGCGGUGCUGGUGCCGGCGCCCGGCUCAGGCAUUCCCGGAGCACCCGCCUCGUGGGAGCCACCGUCGGGCAUGGAGCCCCAUGUGCCCGUGCUCUUCCUCAACCUGAACGGCGACGAUCUGUCGGCGCAGAACACCAACGACGAGCUCUCCAUUGCCGGCAUCAACUCGAUUCUGUCCAAGGAGCAUGGCCACAAGUUCUACACGCUGCAGAUCCUGCAGCAUCUGGACAAGGACGUGUGCUGUGUGGCCAGCUGGGACUCCUCGAUGCACGACAGCCAGGCCCUGAACCGUGUGACCGAGGCCAACGAGCGUGUGUAUCUCAUUCUGCGCACCACGGUGCGUCUGUCGCAUCCGGCACCCAUGGAUCUGGUGCUGCGCAAGCGGCUGAGCAUAAACAUCAAGAAGGGCCAGACGCUGACCGACCGCCUGAAGAAGUUCCGACUGGUGCGGGGCGAGAACGCCAUCUGGCAGAGCGGCGUCACCUAUGAGGUGGUCUCCAACAUUCCCAAGGCCUCCGAGGAGCUGGAGGAUCGCGAGUCGCUGGCCCAGUUGGCUGCCAGCGGCGAUGAUUGCUCGGCCAGUGACGGGGAAACCUACAUAGAGAAAUACACUCGUGGCGUUUCGGCGGUGGAGAGCAUACUCACACUGGAUCGCCUGCGGCAGAACGUGGCGGUCAAGGAGCUGGAGACGGCCCAUGGCCAGCCGCUGAGCAUGCGAAAGACCGUCAGUGUGCCAAACUUCUCGCAGGCGGUCAAAGACACCACCAAUACCGGGAGUAUUAUGCGCUUCGAUGCAUCGAUGGAGUCGCUGCUGAAUGUGGGACGAUCCGAGUCCUUUGCCGAUCUCAAUAACAGUGCGCUGGGCAGCAAGUUUACGCCAGGUCCAACUGGAACAGGCGGAGUCAUCCGGAAUCGCCACAGCUUUGGCGGCAAAGGUAGCAGCGAUGAUUCUCCCGGAAAAGCCUUUGGCAUUGCGCGUCCAACAUUUUUGAAUCUCAAUUUGAACUUGAACACAUUGAGAAUUGCGCCAACGAAACCUUCGCCGGCAACCAGUAAGCUGCUGGGCAUGCGGAUGACCACGCUGCACGAGGAGCCGCUGGGCGGCCAUAGAUCACUGGACGAGGAGCCGGAGGACAGCUACAGCGACUCGGAGUACGCCGCCGAGUACGAACAGGAGCGGCAGCAGAACAAGAGCCUGGCCACGCGGUCCCGCCUCACGGCUUCCAAGACCAUGGACUCGUUCAUGGACGUGAGCAGCCAUUCGAGCCAGAGCUACUUGAGCUACACGUCCAGUGCCAACGCGAACAUGAAGCAUCUGACCGGCCUGGCCACGCUGAGCAUGAGCUCCUCCACCAGCAGUGGCUACGGCUCCCAGGCUGUCUCCUGCAACAAUCUGAGCAACGAGGACAUCGCCUCAAUGCGUUCCAUGAGCAUUGAUGAGACGCCAGAUUUCGAUAGAGUUAACUCGAAUUCGCCACCGAACCGGCAGGCACGCGUCAAUCCCUUCCUCAAGGACAUGCCCAAAGCCAAAGCACAGGAGCAGCCGGAGCCGCAGGCCAAGAAACUGCAGGAGACCUUCACGCAUCCGCUGGAGCAGCUGGAGCCCCGGGAGAACGCACAAAGCGACGAGGAUGAGCGCGAGCGCGAGCAGUUGCCAAAGAAUAACAACAAUAACAACGUGGUGUUGGUCAAGGAGCCGGUACAGAUCGAAGUGCAAGAGGAGCCGGAGGAAGCUGAGCCGCAAAUCGAAUCACAAACAGAGCUUGCCACAGACAAUCAGAACGGCAACAGGUCCUCCUCCGACGAGGUGAGCCAGAGUUCCGAGGACCUGCUCGAGUGCGAUGGCAUCGUACAGGAGGAGUUGCCCGCCGGCAAGGUGGUGCGGCGCAAGAAAUCCCAGAACACGCAGCCUCCGAGCAAUGGCAGCAGCAAUAAUAACAACAAUAACAACAGCAACAGCACAAGUCAGGCACCGCGCAUCAAUCAUCGGGCAUCGGUGGCCAAAAUGGAGGGUUUGGCCGCGUACAUGGACUCCAGCAUCAUGUCCAGCAGCACAGAAGUCGAUGACGAAAGCAAGGAUGUGGAAGUGAUCCUGCCCGAUUGGAUAGUGGUGGGGGAGUCGGUUCUGAUCCGGCCAUACAACACUAGCGGCGUCAUCCGCUUUGUGGGCACCACGGAGUUCCAGCCCGGUGCUUGGAUAGGCGUUGAACUGGACACGCCCACGGGCAAGAACGACGGCAGCGUGAAGGGCAUUCAGUAUUUCCAGUGCAAGCCCAAGCACGGCAUGUUCGUGCGCUCCGACAAGCUGAUGCUGGACAAGCGCGGCAAGGCGAUGCGAGCCUACAAGGCGGCCGAGAAGAGCAACAGCAUCAGCAAAGAGAUGAGUAGCUCGAUGACUGGCUCGAUGACACGCUCCAAGAGCCGCGGCGAUUCGCUAAACCUCUCGGCGCGCAAAUGAUUGUACCCCAAGUGUUCGCAUCAGCUGCAGCGCUGGACUAAUUGCAGGCAAUCGACGGCGGUGGCCACCAGUGCUGCGGGCAGCAGCCAGCCGGCGACCUGCCACAGACUGCGUGCAACCAGCGGCGCUGCAGAUGCGAACAGUCAUGGCAAGAAGUGCUAUGCCAAUCGACGCUCGACGGCCUUCUAAGGCCGCCACCCAGGAUGACAGAUGAGGAGCAACGAACAAUGCGGAGCAUAAUCCACAUGCCAACCAUAUUCUAGCUUACUUAACUAUUCUCACACCAUGCCGCAAAUGAAAUGCCGUACACUUAACCCUCCCCCCCACGCUUCUCUAAGUAGUUUAAGGCGGUGUCUACAGCAGAACUAAUUACUAAUCUAGCUAAACUAAACUAAACUAAACGAAACAAAACGAAUCGAAACUAAACCAAGCCGGGCAGUCGUUGGCGUAGUUGCAAUAUACCUCGAACACUUGGGCGAGAUCGUAAAAUUUAGCAACCCUUUCGAUUAAUCUAUGUGUGAAUUAAGAGCACUUCUGAUUCUGAUUCCAUUGUUUUGUGUUCGUGUAGUUAAUUGUCUUUUAUUGCUUUUCGAUUUUUGAACGAAGCGCUUUACUGAUCUAUAUAUAUAUUUUUGUAAUGGUUCUUUGCCUUUAGUUUAGUUCAAUUGUUUUUGAUAUCAAUGUGACUUUAUGAGCUUAUAUUUUUAAUUGUUAUUGACUAUAUUCAAUAUAUAAAAAUCAUUUGUAUAUAUUUAUGAUUAAGACCUUGCAAUAAUUUCUUCUCCAUGUUUCCUUUCCCGAGCUCAUGUUCUGUUUAGCGCAUUUAUAUACAAUUACCAAUACAAUACAAUGUUAGUAAUAAUGAGAGCAACAUAUUCUAUGAAGCUGUGCCCGAGCAAUUGAAGCCUCCCAAGAUGAUCGCAUCUUGGAACUUACUCCCCGAUUAAGACGCUUCGCAGCGGCGCAGUUGAUCUGUAAAUUGUAUUAUUUUGAUGUGAUGUAUUUAUAAUUUCCCUUUAUAUAUGCAUAUAUAUAUAUAAAUAAAAUUGAUUUUAUCGUAUAUGUACCUCAUUAAUUAUGUUAUGAUUUCUUUUUGUUUUCUCACCCCGUCCAGAAAGUGCAAUAUAAGUGUUAGGAUCUUUAAGUUGUAUUAAUCAAUGUUGAAGGUUGUGCGACUAUGUUUGUGAGGCGUUUUAAAUAACCAUUAAUUGAACACCGAGCCACCAGCUGGUGUUUGUCCAAAAAAGCAAGAAAGCAAUAAUUGCAUUGAGUAUUUAAUUUUAUGUUAAGAUACUUUAAUAAUCGUACACGAAAAGGAUUAAGUGUGAGUGUUGUGGCCCCCCGAAAGUAAAGUGCCGACAGAGCAUGGAAAUGUGAAUGUUUUGAAUCCGGCACCGGCUGACGCGUUCGUUUGUACGUAAAACCGUGAACGUAUCCAUCCAUCCAUCCAACCAACCAACAUCCAAAGCACUCCAAAACUGAGUCUGAGAUAGAUUGCAAUUUAAAACCAAACAAUAAGAGCGAUUUACACUUAGAAAAACCCAAGAGCGAAAACUAAAACUGAAAUCCAACAGCAAGAAGCAGUUGGGAGGCGUUGAAUAGUGAAAGCCCAACUGGAAGAUCUACAGCCAUUCAUCCAGUGUAUACAAAACAUAAUUAUACACCACUUAUAUAUAUAUUAGGUAUAUAUUUUCGAACUGUUUUUCUACUUGCGUAAAAGCGAAAAGCAACUACCAAAAUAUACUUGAAAAUACGUCCAAAAUUGAAAAUUCAAGGUCAAGAUACAACUACGAUAUUAUACUUAACACUGCAUGGAUAUUCAUGAAUAUACAUUAUUGUAAAAGGCAUAAAUAUUUACCAAUGAUAACGAUAAACCUAACUGAAACAGAACUAUUUAAAUAUUGAGUAUGUGUGUGUGCAAUUUGUAGACGCCGCAUUUCACAUCGGUUGAGCAUUAUAAUUCAGAAAUUAAUUUAAUCACGUGAAUGUACAUAGUGGGGCACUUAUUACCGGCAAAAUCAGCAAACAAAUUAACGCAUUUAACUAGCGCAAAUAAUUGUCAACUAGAGGUUGAUUGAGUUACGUAACGACGGAACCCCGAUAGAAAAGCGAAAGUUAGCAGCACAUAUUGGGCUUUAUUGUAAAAUAGAUCGAGAAUCCAUAGUUGUAGAACCGAACCACACACACAGAGUGCAUUGCAAAGAAAUCAAGUAGCCGAAGCGAUCGAUUGGAACGCCGACAAAUUAAAUCGUACCUUGACGUUAUACUAAAGAACUAAUCAUAUUUUUGUGCAAUCUAGUGCAGUUCCCACGCAAUCAGACCCGCAAAUAAAAUACUUUGCCAUUGCAUAUAGCCUCUAGCCUCUAGCGUAUCGGAAUGUUAGGCACACACAUAUUACAUAUUACAUAUUACAUAUGGAAUAUAUGAGAUAUAGGAUCGGUAGAUGAUGGCCUUCGAAGCAGUUUACUCGUAAGUUUGCGCACUCUUAGAGCUUUUAGCACGGUCAACGAAUAAAUGUUAUUACACCUCAAUUAUGGCGCGACUCCAUCAGCCGUUAAAUAAACUAACCAAAGAGUUCAGCCACGAGUUAAUGAAUAAAAUAAACCAUGCAUACGUAUGAUCUAGAUCUGCUUUAUCAUCGUACACAAACAGACGCAUCGUAGCAAAGCCAUUGUUGAUGAAUUUGGUUCGGUCGUUUUGUAAGUGCAGAUAAUCCAGUUGAGUUCAAUCCUCACUAGUAGUUGCAAAUACAGAAUAGUAGGUGUCAGCAGCGGAAGCCAUACAGAUAAUUUUAGUAAUUUACAAUUGUUUUACUCCAAUUUAAGUAUUUUACUGCAAACACGCCAGAGAAAUUAAACCACAAAUACACGCGUAAUCAGCAAAUUUGAACAACUUCAACCAAACAAAACAAAAGAGAAUAUGAAAUAUGUACUUAUAUCUAUAAAUACAAAUAUACAAACAUGCAA